Messenger RNA from Amborella trichopoda, 1844 nucleotides. Its product is annotated as lysM domain receptor-like kinase 3. Gene Ontology annotation, molecular function: protein tyrosine kinase activity; transmembrane receptor protein kinase activity; ATP binding. NCBI's taxonomy places the organism in Eukaryota, Viridiplantae, Streptophyta, Magnoliopsida, Amborellales, Amborellaceae. The record is from RefSeq and is a predicted model, not a curated record. Gene Ontology annotation, biological process: innate immune response; protein phosphorylation.
AUGCGUGGACCCACGCAGGACUACCUAAUUCGAGCCAAUUGCACUUGCCAAAACUUCAAUGGAACCACAGGCUAUUUCGCACGUGCGAGGUUCCAGAGACCCGAGAAUGCCCUCUCCGAAAUUUUGGCUGAAAUUUUCGAUGGGCAGGUGUGGGGGGUGAAGAACGAAGGGACGGAGGUGGAAUUCUAUGUUUUGUGCGGGUGUUUGGAGGAGGACGUGGUGGUAACGUACACUGUGCAGCAAUCUGAUACGUUGGUUGGGAUCGCAACACCGCUGAGAUCUGAUGUGGGUAGGAUCCAACGGCUGAAUGCCAAGUUGGUUGGGGAUCCGAACAUCAUCGUCGUGGGCUGGGUCUUGUACGUCCCCAUGCAAAAGCCUGGAAGCCCAAACAAAAAGAAGAAGAGAAUUCCAGAAAUAGUUGUGGGGAUAUCAGCAUCUAUAGCAUUACUUUUAGUUGGACUCAUUUUAGUGCUCUUUGUCAAGAGGAGGAACAGAUUAUGUCGGCAGCAGCCGCCGCCUAUAAAAGAUCCAGAAAAUGUAACCAAAUGGCCAAGUGCUAGGACCAUUUCUUCGUUACGAAAUCAAUCACUCGGCCGAGAAAUUAUGGAAGAUGGAUCUGGUUUUGAGUCGGAAAGGCCUUUCUUAUUCACCUUGGAGGAGAUCGAAGAGGCAACUGAAAUUUUUGCUGAAACAAAAAAGAUUGGAGAGGGAGGUUAUGGGGAUGUAUAUUAUGGCGUACUGGAAAAGCAGGAAGUUGCAAUUAAAAGGAUGAAGUCGAAUAAGUCCAAGGAAUUUUUCGCAGAGUUAAAAGUGUUGUGCAAAGUGCAUCACCUAAAUGUGGUGGAGUUGAUUGGCUAUGCAUGUGGCGAUGAUCAUCUUUACUUGGUUUAUGAGUAUAUUCAUAAUGGAUCACUGAGUGACCAUCUUCAUGAUCCACAAUUGAAAGGUCAUGAGGCCCUUCCUUGGGAUGUAAGAAUACAGAUUGCAGUUGAUGCUGCAAGGGGAAUUGAAUAUAUUCAUGAUCACACUAAGACACGCUAUGUCCAUCGCGACAUAAAGACCACCAACAUUUUACUUGAUGAGGCUCUCAGGGCUAAGGUUUCCGAUUUUGGGCUGGCCAAGCUUUUGGAACGAACUGGAGCUGAAAACUUCAUGACGACACGAUUAGUUGGAACACCAGGUUAUCUACCACCUGAAUCUGUUUGUGAGCUGCAAUCAACUCCUAAGAGUGACGUUUACGCUUUUGGCGUGGUUCUGGCGGAGCUCAUAACAGGAAAACGAGCACUCGUACGAGAGAUUGGGGAACCAAACAAGAUGAAAUCUCUCAUAUCUAUUAUGCUCGAGAUAUUCAGGGGAGAAGAACCUUACGUCUCUUUGCAAAGAGUGACUGACAAAAAUCUCAAUGACAACUAUCCCAUAGAGGAAGUAAACAAGAUGGCUGAAAUAGCAUUUUCAUGCCUGAAUGAAGACCCAACGAAUAGGCCUGAGAUGCGAGAAGUGGUCAUCAAGCUGUCUCACAUAGUAAUGUGCACAUUAGAAUGGGGUGCUUCUCUUGGUGGCAACAACCAAGUCUUCAGUGGACUUAUCGCUGGAAGAUAGAGACAGAGAGAGAUGUUUUCUAAUUUGAUUGCAAAAUGACCACAAUCAACAGUGCAGUUUAAUCAACAACAUGGUCUCAAAAGUUUCACAGCCAAAUGACCACAAUCGGCUUUAUAUUUUCCCCGUACAGAUCUUCUGUAACACAAAGGUGUCCUGAUCACCAACUUUCUAUCUAUUAAUAGCCCCUCUCUCUCUCAACUACUGCACCACAACUAUUGUCAUUACCUAUCUGCUUCACUACUUCA